CAGGAUGCCGCACUACAAGCUGACAUAUUUCAAUCUGCGAGGACGUGCAGAAAUCAGCCGCUACAUAUUUGCCUACUCGGGCAAGAAGUAUGAAGACCACAGGAUAGAAGCAGCAGACUGGCCCAAAAUCAAGCCAACUAUCCCGUUUGGCAAAAUCCCCAUUCUGGAAGUAGAUGGAGUUAUUAUUCACCAGAGCCUGGCAAUAGCAAGAUACCUUGCCAGAGAAUCAGGCCUGGCGGGGCAGACACCUGUGGAACAGGCACUAGCUGAUGCCAUCGUGGACACCAUAGACGACUUCAUGACGCUGUUCCCUUGGGCAGAGAAAAACCAGGACGUGAGAAAACGAGCGUUUGAUGACAUCCUCACCAACAAAGCACCCGAGUUACUGAAAGAUUUGGAUACUUUCUUGGGGGAUAACAACUGGCUGGUAGGGAAGUCUGUAACGUGGGCCGAUUUCUACUGGGAUGUGUGCAGUACGACGCUCCUGAGCUGCAAACCUGACCUGGCAGACAAAUACCCCAGGCUCUUGGCUCUCCGAGACAGAGUGGAGGCACUUCCAGCCAUCGCAGCCUGGAUCCAGAAAAGACCGAAGUCGAUGAUGUAAAUCCGCUGAGAAAAACAAAUGCGUGUUUAGUUUUCAUCAUGACCAGCAUCUUAAGUUAUUAAUUUUAGAAUCAUUUAAAUUAAUUUCAGUGGGUAUACUAUACCAAAUCAAAAUGUACAACUUGUAUC
This is a messenger RNA of Mesitornis unicolor (brown roatelo), 732 nucleotides long. RefSeq names its product hematopoietic prostaglandin D synthase (gene HPGDS). Gene Ontology annotation, biological process: glutathione metabolic process. Bases 5 to 604 code for a protein of 199 amino acids. The record is from RefSeq and is a predicted model, not a curated record. Lineage: Eukaryota; Metazoa; Chordata; Aves; Mesitornithiformes; Mesitornithidae. The transcript is spliced from 5 exons. Gene Ontology annotation, molecular function: glutathione transferase activity.